Messenger RNA from Penicillium lagena, 441 nucleotides. RefSeq lists its product as uncharacterized. Bases 1 to 441 code for a protein of 146 amino acids. NCBI's taxonomy places the organism in Eukaryota, Fungi, Ascomycota, Eurotiomycetes, Eurotiales, Aspergillaceae. The transcript has a single exon. The record is from RefSeq and is a predicted model, not a curated record.
AUGGGAUCACGUCUUGUCACAGCCGCAGAGAUCAUAGUGCUCUGUUCUCCGGUGGGGCGCGGCGCGGAAACGGUCGGCCAUUGGCCCCCGAUCGAUCUAUACGGGAACGGGAUCGUCGAGGAUGUGAUGGAUCGGCUUCCCUCCAGCUCUCUCAGGCAGGGAGAAUCCCUCCCCCCUCUGGUCCGUCUCACUGGGGUUCCAAUCCGGGGGCCCCUGCACGGACGAACGAUCAGCCACGCGCCGUCGAUUCCCCCUGAGCCCCCCGACCUGGUUCCGAUUCCACUACAUGAUCGUAGGUCGGUGGGACGAGCCUGGUCGAUCCGACGACGAUGGCCGGGCAACCGCAACCUCGUGCCCUGUUCGAGUACGAAACGAGUCACAACGCCAUCGUCUGCAGUAAUAUUCGAUAUAAGGGCCCACGAUAUGGCAGCCACCUUGUAG